CAUAUUUAUAAUAUAAAAAACAAACAAGUUGAGAGGUACACAUUCCAUCGCAAUUAUUCAACUUUUUUUAAAAAUUACUGUCAACACUAUUAUGUCACCUCUGAUUUCAGCAACAGUCUCAGCUUCAAAAACCUAGCUUUUCAGGCCUUCUAACUACCUCCUUCACACCCCAGUUCACACCCUUCUUAUCACGAGUUAGGUCAUGCGUCAAUCAUGUGAUCGCAUGGAUAACAAUGGUAAGUGAAGGAUAAAACUGCUCAUGAAUUUAAAUUAUUACGUAAAGAAAGAGAAGCUCGCGAAAUCAGCCGUUGCGUUGUGGCAAUUUAACCUUAUCGCUCAAAAAAUUUAAUAAAAAAGAUAAAAAAACUCAAGUAAAGAAUGUCAACUGUUCCUGAAUCCUGUCAGUUGACUAAGAAAAAUUUAAAUGAAGAUAAUACUACAACUCAGAAUGUUCGUGGUUCUGUCAUUGGGGCCAUUAAGAAAGCGGUUUUUGUGAUUGGAACCGCUUUGAUCUUGUUUGGUAUUGUCCGUAACACAGUAACAUGGUACUUUGGUCUUAUUUGGGGCUCCUCUCAUGAUUUUUGGCAAAGAAAGUGGAAUGUAAUUUAUGAUGCUGUUGAUGGUGAUGAGUAUGUUCUUUCAAUUUUUGGAACAAAUCUUAUUGGAUUUUUGGUUUAUUGGCUUGCCAGUGCAUUUUUUUGUCUUGUUGACUUAACUGGGAGACCUUCAUGGGUUUUGCAAUUCAAAAUUCAAGACAAUAAAAAAGUACCAGUUGACAAAAAGAAAUUCAUAAAGGCUGUCCUCUUGGUUUUGUUCAACCAAUUUAUUUCCGUUCCAUUCUCUGUUCUUUUUUACUAUCUUUACAAGUGGCGUGGUUGUUCGUUUGGUCGCCAGCUUCCAUGUUUCCAAUGGGUUCUUUUUGAGAUUGGAAUGUUUACAAUGGUCGAGGAAGUUUUGUUUUACUACUCUCAUAGAUUACUUCAUCACCCUCGUUUGUACAAGCAUAUCCACAAAAUCCAUCAUGAAUGGACUGCUCCCAUCAGUAUCACAGCAGUAUAUGCUCAUCCUAUUGAACAUUUGAUCUCAAAUAUUAUUCCUGUUUUGAUGGGGCCAUUAAUUAUGGGAUCACACAUUGCUACAAGUUGGUUGUGGUUCUCUCUUGCUAUUUGUACAACCCUUGUUUCUCAUUGUGGUUAUCAUUUACCUCUAUUGCCAUCACCUGAAGCUCAUGAUUGGCAUCAUCAGAAGUUCAACCAAAACUUUGGAGUUCUUGGUGUUUUGGAUUGGUUGCAUGGCACUGAUGUCAACUUUCAACAGUCUCGUGCUUAUGCUCGUCAUUUGUGUUUCUUCAGUGUCACACCAAUGAAAGAACUGUACCCAGAUGAGCCUGCCAAAGGUUGCAAGAAAAACUGAACAAUUUCUUGCUUGUAAAUAUUAACCAGCAAUAAACAUAUUCCCAGGUUAUUUAUUUAAAGUUGCUGGAAUGGUGUGUGGACUCACUUAUUAACAUUUGUAUAUAGAAACCAUGGAAAUGUUAUUAGGUAUUAAAAGUGAGCAUUUAUAUCUUUA
This is a messenger RNA of Xenia sp. Carnegie-2017, 1569 nucleotides long. RefSeq names its product fatty acid hydroxylase domain-containing protein 2-like. Lineage: Eukaryota; Metazoa; Cnidaria; Anthozoa; Malacalcyonacea; Xeniidae. Gene Ontology annotation, biological process: sterol biosynthetic process. Gene Ontology annotation, molecular function: C-4 methylsterol oxidase activity; iron ion binding. The coding region runs from base 379 to 1413 and encodes 344 amino acids. The record is from RefSeq and is a predicted model, not a curated record. The transcript has 8 exons.